Molecule: messenger RNA, 621 nt
Organism: Histoplasma capsulatum G186AR
Lineage: Eukaryota; Fungi; Ascomycota; Eurotiomycetes; Onygenales; Ajellomycetaceae
Exons: 1
Coding region: 1-621 (206 amino acids)
Biological process (GO): chromatin remodeling
Cellular component (GO): Swr1 complex
Molecular function (GO): ATP-dependent H2AZ histone chaperone activity
Source: RefSeq, a predicted model, not a curated record
AUGCGCGAGAAGCGAAAAAUUCCUCCCCGUGGUGGAGAAUCCACCGCAAAGAGAAAGCUUUCAGAGGCAGCUCUCAAAAGGGACACCACACCGGCGAAGAGAAAAGCAUCUGCUACGCCCACUAUCCCCUCGCUGCCGGAACCUGAGAGGAGGGUCCUCCCCACAAAGAUUGAAGAUGGAAGCCCGUUGCCUACUCUUACCAACCCACAACCAAGCACUCUGUCACCGGAGGAGUAUCAGUCCUACGCUGAGAGGUACGCGCCCAAUGACUCAAGCUUCCUGUUGAACGUUGCUGGAGUUCAGGCGGAAUAUUCGUUUACUGAUUGCUGGCUCUCAUUUAGCGCUGUAUUGUCUGCUGCUCUGCAAAGGUCAAGGAUAAGAUGGCUUAAUGACUGCAUAUUUGAGAAAUACUGGACCAAACCAUCCAAGAAGAAAUCACAGCCCCAACCACGGCAGAACCCCCCACGAGAAUCCAUGAGUAAACUGGGACCCUGCAAUAUCCUUAUCGAGCCUCAUCACUUUGAAGCCAUGUUAUUUACCGUCCGAAACCCGCAAGCCCAACAACCAAUCCAAUAUGCUCCUCCCCAGCGACCAAUUGUGCAAUACACCCCGCCCAAAUAA